Brassica rapa (field mustard) is the source of this 1765-nucleotide messenger RNA. Its product is annotated as cyclin-T1-3. Gene Ontology annotation, biological process: regulation of transcription by RNA polymerase II. The record is from RefSeq and is a predicted model, not a curated record. Gene Ontology annotation, molecular function: cyclin-dependent protein serine/threonine kinase regulator activity. NCBI's taxonomy places the organism in Eukaryota, Viridiplantae, Streptophyta, Magnoliopsida, Brassicales, Brassicaceae.
GAAGAAGGUUUACAAUGGGUGAGGAACAUCCGAGAAAGCGGUCUCGUCAACAUUUUGAAGCAGAGGAGGCGAGACACUUAUCUUUGCGGGAAUGUGAAACGUCAAAGUGGUAUUUCAGCAGGGAAGAGAUUGAGCGUUUCUCUCCAUCUAGAAAAGAUGGGAUUGACCUGCCCAAGGAGUCGUUUUUACGCUCUUCGUAUUGCUCAUUUCUUCAAAGACUUGGCAUGCAGCUUCAUGUGUAAGCUCUCUAUUGUAUUCUUUGUUUCUUGGGAGGUGCUAGUGUUGUUGUUUGCUUUUUAUAGAAUAUGCUUUAACACUUGUUCUUUUCUUCUGAUGUGAUAUUUCUUGCUACUUUUGUUAGCUAAAAGAGGGUGUCUAAUGCAUGACAAUGCCUAGCCUAUCUGUUGAAUUUGGUCUGGAGGUCUUCUCGAACUAUUAGUUCUCCAUUUUUGUCUACAUUGUCGAAAUUUGGUGUGCAUGCAUCAUAUAUUGGCUUACUUCUCAUCGGCAAUGGGAGGCUUGCAUACAUCUGUCAUGAAUUUGCUUUGGAGCUUUUCACCUGUUUAGACAUGCCCUUCUCAUUAUAUGUUUGUGUAUUUGUAAUUCUCUGCUGGGUUAUCAAAACCCUCAGCUGUGUUCCCACCAUUCCCAACUGAUGUUCUUAGUUUUCUGAGCGAGUGCACGUCUCUCUCCAGCCCACUGUUUUUGAAUCAUCUAUCAUAGGUCCCAGGUUACAAUAGGAUGUGCGAUGGUAAUGUGCCACCGGUUUUACAUGCGCCAAUCUCUUGCAAAAAAUGACUGGCAGACGAUAGCAACUGCCAGUCUGUUCCUCGCUUGCAAAGCUGAAGAUGAGCCGUGUCAACUGUCCAACGUUGUUGUUGCAUCUUAUGAAAUAAUCUUUGAGUGGGAUCCUUCUGCCUCAGUUAGAAUUCAUCAAACUGAAUGUUACCAUGAAUUUAAAGAAAUUAUUUUGGCCGGGGAGAGGCUUCUGCUGGACACAAGUGCUUUCCAUCUCCUAGACGUUGAACUUCCCUACAAAACUCUGGCUGCAGCCUUGAAUAGGCUGAACGCUUGGCCUGACCUUGCAACUGCUGCAUGGAAUUUUGUGCAUGAUUGGCUUCGAACGACACUGUGUUUGCAGUACAAACCUCAUGUUAUCGCAACAGCCACUGUGCACCUAGCUGCCACGUUUCAAAACGCGAAAGUAGGCAGCAGGAGAGAUUGGUGGUUGGAGUUUGGAGUAACAACCAAGCUACUAAAAGAGGUGAUCCAAGAGAUGUACAUGUUGAUAGAAGUGAACAGAAGGAGGGCUUUGCCGCCUCCAAGAAGAGAAGUAGCUUGGGCAAUACCUACAGCCAUAAAUCCGCCGGUCCAUUUGGCUAGAGGCUACCCGUUUCACAGCUACCCUAUGCAGUCCUAUAGACAGCCUGGCAUCUGGUGAGCGAUACUUCAGCAGCCCGAAGAUGCAAUCUCCCUUGUAGUCUUGAGUUUGUGGAUAAACAAAAGGAGAUUCUGCGGAGUCUCAUGAGAGAGGCAGUGUAAGGUUAUAUAGCAAUCCGAGUGAGGUGUUUUUGGCUAAGUUAAGCCUCUCAGGUGUGAGCAUCUCCACCAAAGUGAUUCUCUUCUUUUUUGUUCUGAUACAUAGAGAUUAUGUAGAAUAAUUGGUUAUACAAAUGUCCACUUCCUUACUAUUAUACUAGAUUCUUGUAUAUCUGGAAUCUAUAUGUUGGGUUUCUUCGUAUCAUAUAUUUUUAACUUCAUCUCA